AGAUUUUUUCGUUCAAAAUCGGGGAGCUAGCUAAGCUUUCUACUUGUCAUUCCCCUUAUCACUCAUAAUCUACAAUCUAUUUAUACAUUCAAAGAAAUUAAGAAGGCAAUAACUGAAGAAGAUGGAAGGAAGAAGCUUGGAGAAUACUCCGACUUGGGCUGUGGCCGUUGUUUGCUUCGUUUUGCUCUCGGUAUCUAUCAUCAUCGAAUACAUCCUCAAUAUAAUAGGAAAGUGGUUGAAGAAGAAGCACAAAAGAGCGCUGCAUGAGUCACUUGAAAAGAUCAAAUCAGAACUUAUGUUAUUGGGGUUCAUAUCGCUGCUUCUAACGGUAGGACAAAGUGUAAUAUCGAGGAUAUGUAUAUCGGAAAAGGUCGCCGGAACAUUCCACCCCUGCACUCACCAAAGCGACCACAAAACCGAUGCCCGGAUAUUACUAUCGGAGCUUUUCGGUUCCGAUCAUGACCAAAAUCCACGCCGUAUUUUGGCAGCCGGAGGAAGUGACAAGUGCGCGGCACAGGGUAAAGUCCCGUUUGUCUCAUCAGAGGGCAUUCAUCAACUUCAUAUAUUUAUCUUCGUGCUGGCUGUUUUUCACGUUCUUUACUGCAUUCUCACUCUGGCUCUUGGCAGAGCAAAGAUGAGAAGAUGGAAACGAUGGGAAGAAGAAACAAAAACAGCACAGUAUCAAUUUUCACACGAUCCAGAACGGUUUAGAUUUGCAAGAGAAACAUCGUUUGGAAGAAGACACUUGAGUUUCUGGACUCAACAUACUGUCCUUGUUUGGAUUAUUUGUUUCUUCAGGCAGUUCGUACGCUCAGUUCCUAAAGUUGAUUACUUGACCUUGAGGCAUGGAUUUAUGAUGGCACAUUUGGGGCCUCAAAGUCGCCAUAAAUUUGACUUUCGGCAAUAUAUUAAAAGAAGUUUGGAAGAAGACUUCAAAGUGGUCGUUGAAAUCAGUCCUCCAAUCUGGUUCAUCACUGUGCUUUUUCUCCUGUUUCACACCCAUGGCUGGUACUCUUAUCUGUGGCUGCCAUUUGCUCCUUUGAUCAUUGUUCUAUUGGUGGGAACUAAGCUGCAAGUGAUAAUAACGAAGAUGGGUCAAAGAAUUCAAGAACGUGGAGAGGUUGUAAAGGGUGUGCCACUGGUUCAACCUGGAGAUGAUCUCUUCUGGUUCAACAAACCUCGACUCAUUCUCUACCUCGUCAAUUUCGUGCUCUUUCAGAACUCUUUCCAACUCGCCUACUUUUCAUGGACUGCGCUUCAGUUUGGGAUGAAAUCUUGUUUCCAUUCGCAGACGGAGGAUGUGGUGAUCAAAAUCUCAAUGGGUGUUGCCUUCAUCUUCAGCUAUCGUGACUUCAGCUUCACAUCUUUCGAUAAAAGAAUAGAGCUUAAUUGGAAGAUAAUAUCGAUUUCAGUGAGAUCAGCGUUAUGGUUUGCUUCGUUUCAAUUAUACAUCUAG
This is a messenger RNA of Vigna umbellata (rice bean), 1456 nucleotides long. The record is from RefSeq and is a predicted model, not a curated record. Lineage: Eukaryota; Viridiplantae; Streptophyta; Magnoliopsida; Fabales; Fabaceae.